Messenger RNA from Bradysia coprophila, 1290 nucleotides. RefSeq lists its product as uncharacterized. Lineage: Eukaryota; Metazoa; Arthropoda; Insecta; Diptera; Sciaridae. The record is from RefSeq and is a predicted model, not a curated record.
AAGCUCACUUAUUACUAUAAAUACUCGGAAAGAUAAGGUUGAAAUUAUAGUUCGAUUCUACCAUUAGAUAUCAGUAGAUCAAAUAUGAAGUCUACUAUUUUCAUAGUCUUACUGGCUUUGUGUCAUACAUCUCUGGGGAAGCCGCAGGAUGCCCAGCAAGUUUAUAAGAUUUCUGCUGAAAUUGACGAUGAAAGUGGUUCUGGUGUCAAGGUUUCAGAAUCAAUGUCAGGUGAUGGGCUCAGCAAAAUUGACUGUGAUUGCAACAAACCUAAGCCAAAAAUAACAUACGGACCCGAACAAAUUGUAAAGGGAAAACCAGAGACGUACAUUCAUCAUCAACCGAAAAUUAUUGUUCGUCAGCCACCAACCCACGUACGCAUUGAACAUCCACCAACUGUCAUUCAACCCAGUACCAUUGUCUUCCGUCGUCACGGUAAGACCAUCCGCAGACCAGUAAUCUAUCAACACUUGCCACAAGAUGUUCAAGUGCGUCCAGUCUACGUGAAAGUGGUCAAACCAAUCGAAAAGAAAGUCAUCAUUGAAAAUAAGUUGAAACAGGCCCAAAUCAUCAAUUCAAAUGAUGACGCUCUUGAAUAUGAAACGUCGUAUGGUGGACGCACUUACAGUGGAUCGUUUGAUGAACAAGAGUCUGUCGGCAUUCAGAAAUCAAACAAAGCUCAGACUAAAGUCCAGGCUAACGAAUACGACACAACAUAUGGCGGUGGACGCGCUUACAGUGGAUCGUAUGCUGAACAACAAUCUCUCGGUAUUCAGAAGUCGAAUAAAGUUCAAGCGAAAGUUGAGUCUAACGAAUACGAUACGAUAUAUGGCGGUGGACGCACUUACAGUGGAUCGUAUGAUGAAGAACAACAAGAGGCUGUUGAUAUCCAGAACUCGAAACAAGUUCAGGUGAACGAAUACAGUAAUGAUUUUGAUGGACAUAGCUACGGCGCAUCGUACGAAGAACAGCAACAAGAGUCUCUUGGCUAUCAGAAGUCGAAUAAAGUUCAAGCGAAAGUUGAGUCUAACGAAUACGAUACCCUAUAUGGUGGUGGACGUACUUACAGUGGAUCGUAUGAUGAACAACAACAAGAAGCUCUCGAUAUUCAGAAGUCACAACAAGUUCAGGCUUCCGAAUACGAUACUCUAUAUGGUGGUAGUCAUUACAGUGAAUCUUUCGAUGAACAUGAACGUGAAGCAGAAUCAUACCACGGUCGUGUAAAUGUUAAAGAAACAGAAGAGUACUGAGUGUGAUUGCUAAUGGGGAAAUAAAUGUAUUUAUUGAGAAAA